Molecule: messenger RNA, 1983 nt
Organism: Miscanthus lutarioriparius
Lineage: Eukaryota; Viridiplantae; Streptophyta; Magnoliopsida; Poales; Poaceae
Source: the annotation of a GenBank genome assembly
AUGGCUUCGACGCAUGCUCUUAAGAAGAACUACCGCUGCGACUGCUCCCUGCAGCAGUUCUACACUGGCGGGCCCUUUGCCGUCGGGCUCGCCGCCGGCGGUGAUGGCGAGGGCGGCGCCGAGGCUGAGGCCUUCCUCGCGUGCGCAUGCGGUGGGGAGGUGCGCGUGGUGUCCGCCGCGGACGCCUCCGCCAUAGGGGAGCCCGUCGACGGCGACUCGGAGGCCAUCACCGCGCUGGCGCUGUCCCCCGACUCACGGCUCAUCUUCGCCGCGGGCCACAGCAGGCUUAUUAGAGUCUGGGACCUCGCAUCCCGAACAUGCAUACGCAGCUGGAAGGGACAUGAUGGUCCUAUCAUGGCCAUGGCAUGCCAUGCUUCUGGUGGUUUGCUUGCAACUGCCGGAGCAGACAAGAAGGUCUGCGUAUGGGAUGUGGAUGGUGGAUUUUGCACCCAUUUCCUUAGAGGCCAUACAGGUGUUGUGACAACCAUUAUGUUCCACAAAGAUCCAAAAAGUCUUCUGUUGUUUUCAGGAAGUGAAGAUGGCACUGUGCGAGUGUGGAACCUUGAAACUAAAAAAUGUGUUGCUGUGCUUAAAGAGCAUUUUUCAGCAGUCACUUCAUUGACAUUGUCUGAUGAUGGACAAAUUUGCUGGGCGCUGGGAGGGAUAAGAUUGUUACCGCGUGGGAUAUUCUACAUGCAAUCAAUGGCUUUUCUGGUCUUCUACAGUUGUCUUUGCGUAUUCGAGCAGCAAACAUCUGAUGUAACUGUUAACUCAGAGAACGAGGAAACAAGAAGGGGCUUUACAUCUGCUGUUAUGUUGCCAAACGAUCAAGGAUUGCUAUGUGUUACUACUGAUCAGCAGUUUUUGUUCUAUUGUCCCAAAAGAACUGAUGAUGGGACCUUUGAACUGUCCCUAUAUAGACGACUAAUAGGUUAUAAUGAUGAGAUUCUUGACUUGAAGUUUGUCGGGGAGGAGGAACAAUAUCUUGCUGUAGCUACCAACUUGGAGCAGGUCCGUGUUUAUGAUGUGGCGUCGAUGUCAUGUUCUUAUGUACUUGCUGGCCACACCGAAAUAGUUGUUUGCAUUGACACCUGUGUCUCUGCUUCUGGGAAGACAGUUGUUGUAGCUGGGAGCAAGGAUAAUACUGCCAUCUGGGAGCUGUUGGUUCUGUUGCCUUCUCAAAGAAAACAAAGAACUAUUUUGUUAGUGGCAGCAGAUUAUCUUUUUGUUAGCGAUCAAACCAUCAAGGUAUGGACCUGGGACGAUGCCCUUGGUGAUGCUGAGGAUGAAGUCCCUCUUAAAGCAAAGGCUGUUGUAGCUGCACAUGAUAAAGAUAUUAAUUCUCUGGCAAUUUCACCUAAUGAUGGUCUUGUUUGCAGUGGUUCUGAGGACCGAACUGCUUGCAUAUGGAAACUCCCUAACCUAGUGUCCUCUGUUGUCCUUAAGGGGCACAAAAGAGGAAUCUGGUCAGUUGAGUUUUCUCCUGUUGAACCAUGUGUCACGACAUCCUCUGGUGAUAGAACAAUCAAAAUAUGGUCCAUUGCUGGUGGCUCAUGCUUGAAGACAUUUGAGGGUCAUACAUCAAGUGUUCUGCGAGCUUCUUUCCUUUCACGUGGAACUCAAGUUGUUUCUUGUGGAAGUGUUGGUCUAGUGAAGCUAUGGACAAUCGAGACAAAUGAAUGCAUUGCUACUUAUGAUAAGCAUGAUGGGAAGGUCUGGGCAUUGGCUGUUGGCAUGAAAACCGAAAUGGUUGCUACUGGUGGAGCCGAUGCUGUCGUCAACCUGUGGCAUGAUUGCACCAUGGAAGAUAAGCAGGAAGAUUUCCUUAAGAAGGCAAGUGAAACAUUCUGUUACGCUUUCAACAUAUAUAUAUAUAUAAUAUUUUGCUACAAACGGUGUAUUCUACCACCCACGAGCAAGGGCGUCCUCAGGCCCAUGUGGGCAGUGCGACCGAACUGGGCCCCCAAAAUUCAUGGGCCCUAA